Molecule: messenger RNA, 2173 nt
Organism: Serinus canaria (Common canary)
Lineage: Eukaryota; Metazoa; Chordata; Aves; Passeriformes; Fringillidae
Gene: ALDH3B1
Product: aldehyde dehydrogenase 3 family member B1
Exons: 11
Coding region: 74-1807 (577 amino acids)
Biological process (GO): aldehyde metabolic process
Cellular component (GO): cytoplasm
Molecular function (GO): aldehyde dehydrogenase (NAD+) activity
Source: RefSeq, a predicted model, not a curated record
GUGUCUGGUUCCUGAGGUCCCCAUAGGUGACCCUAAAUCAGCAGGGCAGCCUGGGCAGGUCACUGUCCAGAGGAUGGCGAUUAUCCCAGGAAUCCCAGGCAUCUCCCAGGGCCUCUGGCAGCUGCCCUGGGCUGAGUCACCCCACAACCAGGACAGCCCCAAGCACCGAGCCACUCUUCAAAGGGCCACUACACUCUCCAUGGAGACCAGCAGCUCCUUCCAACAGCUUGGCAUGCAGCAGCCCCUCGAGCCCCCCAGGCAGCAGCUCCUGGGCUAUGGCAAGUGCAGCACCACAGGCAGUGAUCUCGGCAAAGAUUCUGGGAAAGCUGCUGGGUGCAGUGGAAGCAGCGGGAUCGGGAAGGGGCCAGUGCCAAUGGUCUGCAGCACUCCAUGCAGCGGGAACCCCUACGCGGGGCUGGUGAGCCACCUGCGCGCAUCCUGGCUCUCGGGGAAGACACGGCCCAUGGAAUACCGCGUGGCACAGCUGGAGGCUCUGGGACGCUUCCUGGAUGACAAGAAGCAGGAGAUUCUGGAAGCCACUGAAUUGGAUAUGGGCAAGCCAUCCUUUGAGGCUUUCUUCAGUGAGAUCCUCCUCUGCAAGAAUGAGCUCAAUGUCACCCUCAACAACCUGUCCCAGUGGAUGAAGGAUGAGCAUGUGGACAAGAACCUGGUGAUGCAGCUGGACUCUGCCUUUAUCCGCAAGGACCCCUACGGGGUGGUGCUCAUCAUAGCGCCCUGGAAUUACCCCAUCCAGCUCUUCCUGGUGCCCCUCAUCGGGGCCAUCGCUGCCGGGAACUGCGUCAUCAUCAAACCCUCAGAGAUCUCCAAGAACACAGAGAGACUCAUUGCUGAAACACUGAGCUGUUACCUGGACAGUGACUGCUUUGCUGUGGUGACCGGUGGCGUGCCGGAGACCACCAGGCUGCUGGAGAACAAGUUUGACUACAUCUUCUUCACUGGCAGCCCCUCGGUGGGGCGGAUCGUGAUGACAGCUGCUGCCAAGCACCUGACACCGGUGACACUGGAGCUGGGGGGCAAGAACCCCUGCUAUGUGUCUGACACCUGUGAUGUGACCAACGUGGCGCGGCGCGUGGUCUGGGGCCGCUUCUUCAACGCGGGGCAGACCUGCAUCGCCCCCGACUACCUGCUCUGCACCUUAGAGAUGCAGGAGAAGCUCAUGCCUGCUUUGCGUGAGGCCAUCACUGAGUUUUUCGGCCCCAACCCCCGAGAAUCCCCGGAUUUUGGCCGCAUUGUGAGUGACAAGCAGUUCCAGCGCCUGCGGGUGCUGCUGGGCAGCGGGCGCGUGGCCAUCGGGGGACAGACGGAUGAGGCCGAGCGCUACAUUGCCCCCACGGUGCUGGCAGAUGUGCUGCCCUCAGACCCUGCCAUGCAGGAGGAGGUCUUUGGGCCCAUCCUGCCCAUCGUCGUUGUCGCCAACAUGGAUGAAGCCAUUGACUUCAUCAACGCUCGGCCGCGGCCAUUGGCUGUCUAUGCCUUCUCCUGCGACAGCAAGAUAGUGAACCAGGUCCUGGAGCGGACGAGCAGCGGAGGCUUCUGUGGCAACGACACCCUGAUGCACUUUACACUGACCUCGCUGCCCUUUGGAGGCAUUGGGAACAGUGGCCUGGGAAAAUACCAUGGGAAGUUCACCUUUGACACCUUCUCCCUCCACCGUGGCUGCCUACACCGGAGCAUGGGGCUGGAGACGCUCAACACCCCGCGCUACCCCCCCUACACCCAGCAGAAGUUGGGGCUCCUCACGACCACCUUUGAGGUGAAGCGCAGGGGCACCUGCACCCUGCUCUGAGGCUGCCAUGCCCUGCUCUGAAGAUGCCACCAAGUCAGCGGGAAGAACUGGAACUGUCUCCCUCUUCAUCACACUCCCCUCUUCCUCACUGUGUCCUUUGCCUCACUGGAGCAUGUCGGACAGCCGGGAUGGACAUCCCCUCCUGCACCCUUGUGGCCUCUGCUCCAAACCGUUUUCCAGGACACAGCUGAAAUGACCAAAAUCUUUUUCUUAGUCCAAACUUCUCUUUCGGUUGGAGAAGCGCUCCCAUCAGUCCCAUCUCCCCUCACACGGACGUUUCCUUUGGAAUGAACCUCUCUCCCUCCUCGCUGUUGUUCUUUGCUCCGUGUAACUCUGCCUGUAGUAAAGACUUUGCAUCAAACUCUC